Messenger RNA from Aspergillus fijiensis CBS 313.89, 1654 nucleotides. RefSeq lists its product as uncharacterized. The transcript has a single exon. NCBI's taxonomy places the organism in Eukaryota, Fungi, Ascomycota, Eurotiomycetes, Eurotiales, Aspergillaceae. The record is from RefSeq and is a predicted model, not a curated record. Bases 123 to 1499 code for a protein of 458 amino acids.
CCAGGAUCAAGCAGGUCAACCAUUCUUUGUCUCCAGUUUCCUCUGUCCUUUCUCUUCACCUCAACUUGUCGACCCGUCAUUCUCUUGCCCUUGUCAGCUACACGUUAGACACUCUCUCAACAAUGAAGGUCUCUUUCUUGACGGCCCUCGUCCUGGCCGCCUGCACGGUGGCCAGCCCCGUGGGUCAGCCUUACGCUCGCGACAGUGAAUGUAUCUGUCAGCCCAAUGGCGGUCAUGGCUCUGGCUCUGGCUCUGGCUCUGAGCCCCCGCAGCCUGCCCCCGAGUCCGAGUCUCCUGCUCCUUCAGCCUCCCUCUCUCCCGGUGGCUCUCCAUCCGGUGUUCCUUCUUUCCCCCGCAAUCCAGCGCCUGCUUCCUCCCAGCCUGUCACCCUUCCAGGCUUCCGGCCCGCUCCCUCCGCUACUGUGCCGUUGGCAGCAUCGUCUCCGAAUGCCGAACCUUCUGGACGGCCUUCGGGUCUUCCUGGAUCCACGGGCUCUUCUGGUCCCUCUGGUCCUUCUGGUCCCGGUGGCUCCGGAUCUUCCAGCCCAUCAGGCCCUGCAGGACCUAGUGGCCCCUCUGGAUCUGGCCCCUCUGACCCCUCGAAUCCCUCUGGUCCAGCCGGUCCUGGAAGCUCCCCCGGCGCGUCCGGCGGUUCUCAACCAUCUGCAACCGUUCCCUCCGGACCUGGCUCCUCGACCCCCGGCUCGACCCCGUCGGGAUCUUCGUCGUGCGAGAGCGGUCACUGCCACGGCACAGGUCAUCUGAUUCAGGAUUUGGGUCCUCAGGCGGAUCGCCUGUUGAAGGUCGUCGGCAGCGGUACGGAGGAACUGCUCAUCCAGCUGAGCGACCCAGUUGCUGACCUGCUGGCCGGACUCGGCUUGGUGGGUCUAUCUCAGCCCGUGGGAAGCCUCCUCCGAAGCGCCUCCAGCAUCGGUGAGCUGGUGUCGGACUUGGGUCAGCCCGUGGACAACCUUUGCAUCGUGACGGGCAAGGGUCUUGGUUUCUUCUUGAUCGAACUGGACCACCCCGUGGCUGAUCUUCUUCGCGGACUUGGCCUUGACGCUCUCGCCCAGCCGGUGGGAAAUGUGCUCAGCGAUAUUGGCAGCAGCCUUAAGCGUCGGGCUGAUGUCUCGAAGCCGGCAGGUCUGCUCGAGGAGCUGGCCCCCGUGGUGGAUUGCAUCCUUCAAAUCACCGGCGAAGACCUCAAGCCACUGCUGAUCCGUCUGAGCAACCCCGUGGCGCAGCUCCUGGUCAACCUGGGCUUGAACGAGGCUGGGCGCAGCGUGGGCCAAGUGAUCCGGUCGGCUGCCUCGGUGGGCGACCUGAUUGCCAACUUGGGACCGGUGGUGGAUUGCCUGCUCACGGUGGUGGGUGAGGACGGUGGUCUCCUGCUGAUCAAGCUGGAUCCCGAUGUUGCCGCCUUGGUGUCUGGCCUGGGGUUGCCGGCUAUUGGAGUGCCCGUGGGUACCAUUGUCGGGGAGCUGGGAAAUGCUUUGUAGAGUGUGGUGGAGAGAGCAUCUCUGGAAAAGAAGGGCGAUCACUUAUGUCACUUCCCCACAUGCACUUUUCUGUAUACUACUACGGAGUACGUACUAGGUACUCCACACUCUGACCGAUGUACCGAUAUACCGAUAGUACUAAUAAUUAAUGUCAC